This is a messenger RNA of Nestor notabilis (Kea), 1005 nucleotides long. It is a transcript of the gene CELF6, whose product is annotated as CUGBP, Elav-like family member 6. Gene Ontology annotation, cellular component: cytoplasm; nucleus; ribonucleoprotein complex. The coding region runs from base 1 to 861 and encodes 286 amino acids. The record is from RefSeq and is a predicted model, not a curated record. Lineage: Eukaryota; Metazoa; Chordata; Aves; Psittaciformes; Psittacidae. The transcript has 9 exons. Gene Ontology annotation, biological process: mRNA splice site recognition; regulation of alternative mRNA splicing, via spliceosome. Gene Ontology annotation, molecular function: mRNA binding.
AUGAACCGCCCCAUCCAGGUGAAGCCAGCCGACAGCGAGGGUCGAGGAGAAGACAGGAAGCUCUUUGUGGGCAUGCUGGGGAAGCAGCAGAGCGAGGACGACGUCCGGCGCCUCUUCGAGCCCUUCGGCCAGAUUGAGGAGUGCACUAUCCUCCGAGGGCCGGACGGAGCCAGCAAAGGCGCUGCGAGCCGGCGGAGGGACACGAUCCAGGGGCAUCGCCGGGAUCCUGCUGUCAGCCCCACAUUCCCCCCGUCCCAGGGCGCCUCCUCCAGCCUGGUGGUGAAGUUUGCGGACACGGACAAGGAGAGGACCCUGAGACGGAUGCAUCAGAUGGCCGGGCAGCUGGGCAUCUUCAACCCCAUGACCAUCCAGUUCGGUGCCUACGGGGCCUACACGCAAGCGAUCAUGCAGCAGCAGGCAGCCCUGAUGGCGUUUGUCUUCCCAGCUCAAAGCCCCACAGUGGCAGAUCCCCUCCAGCAAGCCUACGCAGGCAUGCAGCACUAUGCAGCAGCGUAUCCCACUGCUUACGCACCCAUCAGCCAGGCCUUCCCCCAGCAGGCGCCCAUCAUCCCGCAGCAGCAGCGAGAAGGUCCCGAGGGCUGUAACCUGUUCAUUUAUCACCUGCCCCAGGAGUUCGGGGACGCGGAGCUCACGCAGAUGUUUUUGCCUUUCGGCAAUGUCAUCUCUGCCAAAGUCUUUGUAGACCGUGCCACCAACCAGAGUAAAUGCUUUGGUUUCGUCAGUUUUGACAAUCCGACGAGUGCUCAGGCAGCCAUUCAGGCCAUGAAUGGCUUCCAGAUCGGCAUGAAGAGGCUAAAAGUCCAGCUAAAGCGGCCGAAAGAUGCCAACAGACCCUACUGACCCCUGCUCGCCCUGGCCCUGCGGAGAGGUUGGGUGUCCCGGGGUGUCUGAUGACUUUCCCCUUCCCCAAGUGCAGUAUCCAAACCCGUAACUCUCUUUCUUUGCAACACACCCCGGAGGAGGCAGAGGAGGAGGCGAUGGAGA